AUGAAAAGAUCCCUCUCUUCAGAGCGGAGUGUCAUUGGCAGCGGGUUCAGAACCCGUAAAGCCAUGGAUAAGGUAGAUAUUAAGAAUAAGUUUGUCAAGAACGAAGGGAUAGGCCAUCCUGGGAGGAUUAGAGAUCCGUAUUUGAAUCGAAAAGAGCAGAAGAAAAGAGACUUGUUCCAUCAGAUUAAGAGAAAUACUAAAUAAAAUCGUUAGUAGGGCUAAAAUCGAUGAUAAAAGCUCCACAGAAUGCUUGAUUGAAGAGAAGAAGGGAGAGUACAACAUGCUUUUUAAGAAAAUGAAUAAGAAACUUAAAAAGUUUCCCACCACUAAAUCAUUUGAAACAUCUUCGCAAUAUCUAAAUACUAUUAGAAAGUAGCACAAAUAUUGAAAUCACAGAUUCUAUUGCCACAAUAAAACCAAGACAAAAUUCUAUAACAAGAAAGAAAAAGACCAUAAAUAGAGAGAGGCCUAAAUCUUCAUAUACAAGGUUAUACACAAGACCUGCAUCUGCAAUUACCACUAGAAUCCGAGCCUCAAUCAAAGAAAGCGAAUUUGAAACAGAGAGAUUGUCCCAAAAUGACUCAUUUUGAAAAAUAACAACAGAUGCCUAUCAAAGAAUCAAUGAGACCUCAGAGAAUGAUUCCAAAUUCACGACUGCUCAGUUAAUCCCUCUUUGCCAAGUAAAGUUUCUUGAAAAGAAGAUUAAAAUCUCUAAGAGCAUCAAGCGGGAACAUUCGAGAAAGUCAAAGUUAAAAGGAAAGACAAAGCAAAGGGCCCAGAAGGUCCUUAAAUCUGUUGACAAAUAUCUCGAAUCCAGAAGAGAAAGGCUUGUUGAAAAGAAGAAGACCAAGCUGGAUAGCUCCCUUCUUGAUCUCCAAAUGAGAAUCAUCUUUUCGAAACGCAAAGGGAAACCUAAGAAAAAGACUAAAAUUACAAAGAAAUAUGACCUUUUUGAGACUUCAUCUGAAGAACAGAUGGAUGAGCUUCCUCAGUAUGAGCUGCCUACUAAGAAACAUGUUCAGAGCCAGAAUGUUAUAAAGAAGAGGACUCUUCAUAAAGGCAAUCAAGAUAAAUUAGUUAAUUUGAACUUGCAGAAAAUUCGUACCAGCCCUCAAGUUAGUAAACUCUCUGAUCAGUCUAAAUUAACUUCAAAGCAAUCUGUAGCUAAUAAAAUUUUUCAAAGGAGACCUAGCAUCAGGCCUUCUCAGACCGGCCUGAUUUUACAGCCGAAUAUUCAUCAGGCACUAGGGGAUGUUACCCAGAGAAAGUCACCCUCAAUGCAUCAGAAUGCAUUGAGAGCUGGGAAUAUGUUUCGGUCACCAAACUUUGAAAUGUCGACUAAGAAUAUCUUCACCCCUGAGAGAAAAGACUCUAAUAACUCUAUCCAGAAACCACUUUCAAGAUCAGGCUCAGACCAGUCAAUUAAGAAGCAAAGUCUUAGGCAAAAGAGAUUAUAAGUCUCUACAAAAAGAGCAAGAAUGUACACAGGACUGUUGCUGUAGAGAAGCCAUCUCUUAAGAGGUCAGCCUUUGGCCAGAGUAUUGUAGAAGAAGAAACCCAGAAAUAGCGAGAAAAAGUCAGACCAAAGCCAUAAAUCUAAAUUCCAGGAUAUUUAUCUAAAAAGUAACAAUAAAGCAUCCAGGUUUGGCAGGAGAAGAGUUAGUGAUGGACAGAAAGAAGAAAAAGAAUUUAGAUUAUCAAAGAUUUUCCCAGAUGAGCUUAAAGGAGCAACCUUCGAUCAUCAAAAAUCCUCUAAGAAAGCUUCAAAGACACCUGAGAAGCGGAUAUUUCUGAAGAAGUCUACACCAAAGAUUUCUAUAACAGUGCAGCAGAGUCUUUCAGUAAUAAUUAGGAAAUUACGGUAUGGGUUUACUCCCUUACCUUUUAUUCCUGUCCCUACUAUAAGAACAAUGAAGAACAUAUUUUAUAUAAAAUUCAAGGAGGAAAUUAAGACAUAUACUCAGAAAGUAGUUGAUUCAAACAAUAAGGAAAAGAUUGAGUUCCAUGGACUCACCCCUAAAUUAAACAAUGAGCAGCUCCAAGACCUCAAUGAGCCAAUUAAUAUACUCUCCCUUGACCAAAUGUUUGGCUCUGAUGAAUUGGAGAGCGCUGAUAAUUUAUCCAUUGGAGGAGCCUCAUCAUUUAUACAUAUGGAGGGAGAAGCUCAAUCUUUGACUAAAGAGUACAUCAAAAUUGAUGGCAUAAAUUAUGCAUUCAAGCAUCUAGUCGAGAAACCGAAGCAAGAGAAAAUGCCAGAACUGGACCUCUCCUUCGCUGCUGGCUCUCUGAAGAGAAUCGAUAACCUCACAGCCGGACUGCUGCAUUUUAGAGAUUUUAACGAAGACGAAUCAGACGACUUUAAAGAGGAUCUGAGCGAUGUCCCAUCUGAUUUGGAAGAGUUUGACGACAAUGUGUUUUUGGAUGAGAAGAAGAUGAAGGAAUACGAAAAAGAUAUAAUGUUUAAGUUAAAAUAUGGAACUUCUGAGAAUAUACCAGAUAAUUUUGUCAGAAAGAAUGUUGUUACUUCUAUUGACCCAAAAAAGCUGUAUAGACAGUGGCAUAUGGAUGAAGGAUAUUUGUUUCAGAGACGCUUCUGUGGUUGUAAACCUAAAGUGAUAUUUGAUUUCUUGAAAAGACCUGACAAACAGACUGUGAAAAAAUGUUAUGAUUAUAUUCCCCUUGCUCUCUCACCAAAGAGUAAUUUAGAUAGCCGAAGGUAUAAUAGGAAACAGACAAAAUUUGAAGCCUCAAUGAUUCAUGAGAUGCUGCUUGAUGCUGAAGAUCUUGAUGAACUUUUAGAAGAAAUAAAAGAGUCACAGAUAUCGAAAAAGCUAAUCCCUUUGAUCGACGCUUGCUUCACCCUCUCUUACCUAAACCAAUGCAACGCAAAAGACUCAAAAAGGAUCCACUUCCAAGUCGACAUCCAAAACUCGUACCAAUACCGUAGCUACAGCUCCCAAGACCCUGACAUCACUCUCUCAGUAAAAUCCCCCACAAUCUCCAUCAUAAAGGGGCAAUACUGGAAAUAAGCUUCGAUGCUGUAACAAGAACACCUUUAAAUGGAUCACUGAAGAGAUCCUUAAUAGAAAAGAACUGAUCUACCAAACUGGGCUUAUAAAGAUCCUCACUAAAACCAAGCUCAAGAGGGAGAAACCCAAAAUGCUAGAGUAUUGCUCAGAUAAUAGUCAGGAGUGGAACAACUAUCUUCUUGGAGGAAAAGGGGGCCAUAGAUAUUCCUAUUCAUACUAGA
Moneuplotes crassus is the source of this 3250-nucleotide messenger RNA. Lineage: Eukaryota; Ciliophora; Spirotrichea; Euplotida; Euplotidae. The record is from the annotation of a GenBank genome assembly.